Trypanosoma conorhini is the source of this 591-nucleotide messenger RNA. Its product is annotated as surface protease GP63. The record is from RefSeq and is a predicted model, not a curated record. NCBI's taxonomy places the organism in Eukaryota, Euglenozoa, Kinetoplastea, Trypanosomatida, Trypanosomatidae. Gene Ontology annotation, cellular component: membrane. The coding region runs from base 1 to 591 and encodes 196 amino acids. The transcript has a single exon. Gene Ontology annotation, molecular function: metalloendopeptidase activity. Gene Ontology annotation, biological process: proteolysis; cell adhesion.
AUGCACCGCCGACUCCGCGCCGCGCCGUUUCUCCCACUGCUGCUGCUGCUCGUGAUGCACUGCGCCGGCGGGUGCCGCGCCGCUGCGGGCCGCCGGGUGUUCGACGACAUGGCGCCGAAGAGUUACUCGCCGCCGGCUGCGGUGGUGCGCGAGGUGCCGCGGAGGGGGCAGGGCGCGGCGCAGGCGUACACCGUCGCAGCGGCGGGAGGAAAGAGCAACGAGGGCUGGGCGCCCAUCCGCAUCGAGGUGUCCACGGAGGAUCUGCAGCAGAAAACUCAGAAGAUGGGGAAGAAGAGGUACUGCGCUGCUGAUGGGGAUCUGUGCGUGAACUAUUUGGGGGAAACGUACUUGCAGAGCCGAGCACGUACUGACGGAGCAAAAGAGCAGUUGUACACGAAGAAGAUUAUUCCUGGGGCCGUCAAGCUGCACGCGGAGCGACUUCUCGUGCAGCCAGUGACUGAGAAAAUUGAAUUGCCGCGAGCUCCGACAGGACACUGCCAGCACUUUACAAUUCCAACUGAGCACAAGCAAAAAGGGUGUGGCGGACGCCGACAUGGUCCUCUACGCCGCUGCCGGGCCACUCGGUCAUAA